Molecule: messenger RNA, 4867 nt
Organism: Ictalurus furcatus (blue catfish)
Lineage: Eukaryota; Metazoa; Chordata; Actinopteri; Siluriformes; Ictaluridae
Gene: gtf2e1
Product: general transcription factor IIE, polypeptide 1, alpha
Exons: 6
Coding region: 608-1933 (441 amino acids)
Biological process (GO): transcription initiation at RNA polymerase II promoter; transcription open complex formation at RNA polymerase II promoter
Cellular component (GO): transcription factor TFIIE complex
Source: RefSeq, a predicted model, not a curated record
UUUUUAAAUGUUACGACUGAGUCUUCAGCAGAUUAGCUUAUACCAAAUAUGGACAUGGUAAAGCCAGGUAAAGUGUAGAGAGUGACAAGAAAUUAAAUACUAUAUUUUUAUAAUACAGUAGCAGCAAAAAUGCAACAGAGUCAAUGCUGGAAUGAUGAUCUUCUCAGCUCUCUUCACUAUCUGCUGCAGGGUCGUGCGAUACAGUGAGGUGCAAUUUCUGAACCAGACAGUGAUGCAGCUGCUCAGGAUGCUCUCAAUAGUUCCUCUGUAGAAUGUGGUGAGGAUGCGGGGUGGGAGAAGGGGUUUCUUCAGCCUUCGCAGAAAAUAGAACGUAGUACGUACGUUUGUCAUUUUAUGGCGUAGAAAGCUCUGUGUGCUUUUCCUCAGUUCACUCGCUGCCAGGUUGAAGUUUACUGAUGCACCCGUUGUUAACCUGAGAUCUGCAUGCUACUGGACGAAUCUCUUGAAGCCAUCGUGUAUUUUAAGUGCACGUCAUCUUAUUAAUCGACCUACAGAUACCCCAGGAUAGUUGUUUAUCAGACCCUGGUGCUCUACAAGUUUACACUUCCUUCAGUGUUAUUUGGACAGGCCUCCAGCUGUGUGUGUGAUGACCGAGCCGGAGGUGCUGACUGAAGUCCCAGCGGCGCUGAAGCGCCUGGCCAAGCAGGUGGUGCGUGGUUUCUACGGCAUCGAGCAUGCUCUGGCCCUGGACGUGCUGAUCCGCAAUGCCUGCGUGCGUGAGGAGGACAUGCUGGAGCUGCUCAAGUUUGACCGCAAGCAGCUGCGCUCCGUGCUGAACACUCUGAAAGCCGACAAGUUCGUCAAGUGCCGUAUGCGCGUGGAGACGGCGCCGGAUGGCAAGACCACGCGCCACAAUUACUACUUCAUCAAUUACAGGCUGCUGGUCAACGUGGUCAAGUACAAGCUGGACCACAUGCGGAGACGCAUCGAGACGGACGAACGCGACUCUACCAACAGGGCGUCGUUCCACUGUCCCAACUGCUGCAGCACAUUCACCGACCUGGAGGCCAACCAGCUGUUUGACCCAAUGACAGGGACGUUCCGCUGUACGUUCUGCCAGACCGAGGUGGAGGAGGACGAGUCGGCCGUGCCGAAGAAAGACGCGCGGACACUGGUUGCCCGCUUCAAUGAGCAGAUCGAGCCCAUUUACGUGUUGCUACGGGAGACUGAAGAUGUCAACCUGUCGCAUGAGCUACUGGAGCCAGAGCCUACAGAAAUCCCUGCUCUGAAACAGAGUCGGGAGCGUGCGGCUGCAUCCGGAGGUCCGGCGGGGGCUGGAAUGGCAGGUCAGGACGUCUGGAGGACGAAGGGCUCGUCAUAUGCGGAUAUGUACACGCAGAAUGUCGUGAUCAGCAUGGAGGAGCAGGAGAGCCAGCAGGCCCAGGCUGCCGAGGCCAGAGCCCACAAAGAGAGGCCGGUGUGGCUGACUCAGAGCACCGUGCAGGGAGCCUACAACGAGAACGAUGCCCUCAAGGCCGCUGGCGAGGACUCCAUGGUAACCCAGGAAGGUUUGGCUGGACGUGGCCACGUGCCGGAUGAGAACGAGGAAGUGAUGCGUGCUCUCCUCAUCCACGAAAAGAAGAGUGCGCCUGCACCAGCAGGCGGAGCCGUCCACAGGACACCCAUCCCGGCAGCCAAUGCCAGCGACUCGGAGAGCGACACCAGUGAAUCGGACGAGGACUCACCCGUCCGAGCCAUCGCCGCUCCACCGAAGCCGGGCAGACAGGAUGAGGACGAGGAGGACGAUGAGUUUGAGGAAGUGGGAGACGAUCCGGUGGUGAUGGUGGGAGGGAGAGCGUACUCCUACAGAGAAGUGAGCCAGAGGCCGGAGCUGGUGGAAAAGAUGAGUGCCCAGGAGAAGGAGGCCUACAUUGAGAUGGGGCAAAACCUCUUCCAGGACAUGUUCUUCUGAGCAACCUGUGCUUUCAAUCUCUCUCUCUCUCUCUCUCUCUCUCUCUGUUUCUUGCACUCUCUCUCUCUCUUCUAUUUUUCUUUUAUUAUUUUUUUUAAACGGUCUAGCUCCUUUUUUAUGCUCUCUUGACCAUUGUAGUACCACGCUGUUGCCUUCGGAACAUUGACGCACAUCGUGUGGGGAAUUGUGCUGAAGGUCAGACUCCCACAGAGGGGUGCAGUAUUAUUUUGCUCUACAGGACUCCUGAUGAUAUUUCUUCUCACUCACUUACACUAGUGGCACUCAGUCCAGGUAUUUUUGUCUUGAAUUCCAGAAUAAAUAUCCCCCCUCACACGCACACACACGCGUGCACACAUGCACACUGAUGUGUCUGCUUUUCUGGUUUGGCUUUCAGACCCACACUCUCUUGGGCAAAUAGCAGAGGGUUCAGUGUUUAACUUAAUGUCUGGAUACGGAGUGACCUUCCAGAAUGCCUGCAUGAUUUAAAAAAAACCACCCUCACAUAGGAGGGUCCUAGGGGCUGUAGAUUUGCCCUUUGAGACAGCAUAGGUAUACAUAUUACAGACCUAGAUGGUUAAUGGUGCCAUGUUACACAGAGUACUCCAUCUCUGUGUGUCGUCUAAGCUUUAUGAAGUUACCUAGUGUUAGCUUGUAUGUGUAUUGUUUAGUAUUGGGUUACUCAAAGCAUCUAUUUUGAAAAGGAUCAUUUAGCUUCCUAGAUUAGAGGUCUAAUUUCAUAAAUUUGGAUAAGGACAUGGCUAUUUGUACUCAUCAGACAGUGAGUGUGUGUGUGUGUGUGUGUGUGUGUGUGUGUGUGUGUGAGAAAAUGUUUUGGCUUUUAUUUUUGUGGUUUUUUUUUGUUUUUGUUUUUUUAAACCAUUUAUAGUAUAUUACAGACUAUUUAAUUUUUGUAUUCAAACUUUCCAUUAUAUUAAGAUACAGUUGAUGUUCUCAGAAAACAAAAUAAAAAACCCUUAACAGUCCCUCCAGGACUUCAUGAAUUUGCAAUCGCAGAAAUGGACACAAACUCAAGGAAAUGGCACAAUAUUCGGAACAGCUUACACAUUUUCAAAAUUACAGCAGUUUUCCUCCAAGAGGCGGCAUGUGACGUCAUCGCAACAAGCCUUCAGCCAAAACCCUCUUCAAUUCACGUGUCGAACGUUAUUAGAGCUAAAAGGUCUCAUUUGCCAACGAACAUCACUGCGACACAAUUUCGUGUGGUUGCAAUUUCGCCAAUUCAAGUCGUUUUCCGGAAAAAAAAAAAAGCCCCCAAAAAACUCAGCAGAUUGCAUCACAGAUUUUAUAAAAAAAAAAAUAAAAAAAAAAAGGCUUCAGCAAAAUCAAGCAUUUUUGGCUACAAACAAUAUAUGUAUAUGUUCAUAUACAUAUGAGGUCUAAGCAUUUCAUUAUCACCAUGCUUAAUAUCCUUCAUCUCCCCGCAUUUUCUCUUAAGCCUCUCCUCUUUCUGCACAGUAUUUAGGGAACAUGUUAUUGUGGGGGGGAAAAAAAUCUUUCAUUGUCAAGCAAGCACUCUUCUCUCUUUCUGUGAGGAAGUGUACUUUGUUUAAUUGAAUAUGAACACCAUGAUUUUAAACACCAUGGGGGGGUUAAAGUGAGUUCUUUAACAACAAUAAAGAGCUGUUGGUAAAUGUGGUGUAUGGUUAUAAAUGUGUGUUGGAGUUAGAUUGCUGAUUUCCAGGCAGGGGUGGUGCAUCCUAAUGGAGAACGAUGUCGCCUCGAGAACAUUUCAAUGAUAAAUGGAUUUGUUUUUUGUGAUGUGUUUCAUAUUAUUCUUUUUCUGUGUGGUGUUGUGUCAUUUUUUUUUUUUUUUUUUUGAAAGACUAGGUGUUUAUCUCUCUAAGUGUUUGAUUACAAAUUCACCAAAAUAAUAAUAUCGCAGUUACAACCAGUCACAGACCAGAGUUUAUUUCUGGCAGGUAAUUCAGUCUUUCGGUGUCUGUCUAUGUCUGCCUCUGCCGCUUUUGAAGAGUUGGAGUAAGAAAACUUUGGAACCAUUUUGGAAAAGGAUUGCUGUAGUGGGGGAAAAAAAACGAACACUUUUACUGAUUAGUGUAGUGCAGGGGAGGACUGAGUGCCUAGGACAUGCAGAUUAUGUCUCUGGGCUACAAGUUGGUAUAAUGAUCAUUAGCAUUGCUUUAAAAACAAUCAAACAAACUGCCUUUUGUGAAAUAAAACUUUUCAUUUGACCUGUUUAAAUGUAACACACUCAUGUUUGCUAGUACAACGCACAGUCACCUUGUGUGUAAGCACAUCGACAGGAAAUGAACAUACUCCUCCUAUCCGUUUCCUACACAGGGUCGCGGGGAGCCUGGAGGCUAUCCCCGGUGCCAACCCAUUACAGGGCACAAUCUCACACACACACUCUCUGGACCGUUUGGAAAUGCUAGUCAGCCUACAAUGCAUGUGUUUGGACUGGGGAAGGAAACCCUUGAAGCGAACGUGCAAGCUCUGCGCACACAGGGUGGAGGCAGGGUUCAAGCCCCCAACCCCGAAGAUGUGAGGCAAUUGUGCUAACUACUGAGCCCACGUAUACGAGAACAACACAUCGCAUAGGUGAAGCCUUUUUUUAAGGGUACAAACAUGAUGCUUAAUCAGGAGAGGAUAGAGACGGUGCCUCCUCACUCCUCCUGUGCAUUUACAUAUUUGUGUAAUUUCUAUACUCUGUAUUAAUGGACAUAAUUAGUGCUCCAUUCUUAUGUCCUUUUUUUUUUUUUCUAGCUGAUGCUUUUUUGCAUAGUUAAUUGGACUUCCAGGAAAGUAUAGCAUGUGGUUGGGCAAUGACAUGCAAGCUUUCACUUGCCCAUUUGGUCUGUUUUUAUGAGAAGUUAUAAUUUGUCCAUCCAUGUGGUGUUUAUGUGAAGAUCCACUAGACAGGCAUUAGUGCUAGCCUAAUUUUUGCCCACAGUCACAUAC